UCUAGUCAUGAUAAUGAUCUGCCAGUCUUUGAUCUCUCCAAUUUUUCCACACCCCCACUUACAAAACUGGCCAUUCUCCACCCAAUCGGAAGAUCAUUCAUUGAGAUACCUAAAAUAUGGCAGCAACCAAUAAGAUAAGCCUGAAGCUUUUCAUAGACAAGAAGAGAAACCGAGUGCUGUUUGCUGAAGCAGGCAAGGACUUUGUUGAUUUCCUCUUUCAAUCUUUCACUCUGCCGGUCGUGACUGUCACUAGCUUCCUAAAAAGUGAAGACAUGCUAGGGUGCUUGCAAAACCUAUACGAAAGCAUUGAAAACCCGAGCCAUAAUUGCAUUCAGCCAGGCCAAAGCAAAGAAGACUUGGUGUUGAAGCCCAAACUAGUAAUGUCUGGUGCUACAGACUCCCUACUCUUGCCAAGGGUCGAGUCCUCUUAUACGUUCAGGAAAUUGUAUAAGUGUAGCAACAACUCAUGCAGUAGCCGUGAUUAUGAGCUGUCUUCUAUAGAGGGCGCAUAUUGUAAUUCAUGCUCAUCAUCAUUAGUACCAAUGAGACACGAGGUAUCGCUCAGUGAGUUAACAAGCGCGAACAAAGCGAUUAGUAAUUUCAAUUUGUUGAAAGAGUGGGUCAGAUUCAUAGUGAUGGAUGAUCUGUGGAUGAUGCUCAUGUCCGCCGACGCUUUCAUAACUCUGCUUCAUGAGUAUGAUAUCAAGGAUUUAAGGGCGCUUGAAAAGAGAGUGGUCGAUUUGGACAUGCAUGGGUCUGUGAAAUUGCUCAAGGCUGCUCUGCAAUCCAAGACUGCUCUGACUGAUGUCUUCUUGUCGAGUAGUCCAUCAAAAAACUCCCGGACUUCUGAAGGAAAAGAUUCUGAAGGCAGGAGUUUAUCUGAAUAAUAUUGUCUGCCCGAGUAAUUAAUCUCUACCUGCAAGAAACUUUGGGAUUAUUCGCUUCAAAAAAUUAUAUAUAUAUAUAUAUAUAUAUAUAGUGAUCAAAUCUGGUGUGGCUGGAAAGUGAAUUGCUGAACUAUCUUUAGGAGUUAUUUUUGGAGAGCCUUUGAGUGUGCGCUACAAAAUGCAAGGUGUACUGUAUUGUUUUCGUUUAUCUAUAUUUUUUAGAUGUUAAUUUUAAACACGCCUGUCUUUCAUCGUAUUGUGAGUGGAUUAAUAUUAAUGUUGUAGUACUCUACAUGCUUAAUUAAUUUUGAUUCAUUUUCUUGA
Molecule: messenger RNA, 1211 nt
Organism: Juglans regia (Persian walnut)
Lineage: Eukaryota; Viridiplantae; Streptophyta; Magnoliopsida; Fagales; Juglandaceae
Exons: 2
Coding region: 117-887 (256 amino acids)
Source: RefSeq, a predicted model, not a curated record